Messenger RNA from Mytilinidion resinicola, 1918 nucleotides. RefSeq names its product Metallo-dependent phosphatase. Gene Ontology annotation, cellular component: nucleus; cytoplasm. NCBI's taxonomy places the organism in Eukaryota, Fungi, Ascomycota, Dothideomycetes, Mytilinidiales, Mytilinidiaceae. Gene Ontology annotation, molecular function: protein serine/threonine phosphatase activity. The transcript has 5 exons. Bases 291 to 1577 code for a protein of 428 amino acids. The record is from RefSeq and is a predicted model, not a curated record. Gene Ontology annotation, biological process: peptidyl-serine dephosphorylation; double-strand break repair via homologous recombination.
CCUCGCUGCUCCUUUGACAAUAUACACAGUGUCUUGUACCGCCCCCGGACUCCCCGUUACCGCUCAGCAGCAGCGUCAUCGUGAACUGCCAGCACCGCCCUACAUAGCCCUCACUCUACGUAACGCCGCCACCAAUCGCCAUUUCUCCAGCACGUCGCCUUUCCCCGCCACUACUCCGCGAAGCUUGCAGAAACCCGAACAACAAUUGGAACGCAACGUGCCUGUGUACCUAAUCGAGCCAUAAUAUUUGACGAUAGCCCUGCCAGGGCAAGAGUCUUGCGCCCGCCAAGAUGAGCAUCGGCGGGAGCGAUCUUGACCAGGCAAUUCUCCAACUUCGUGCAUGCCGACCAAUACCAGAGAGCCAAGUCCGGGAGCUCUGUUACAAGGCGAGGGAGCUGCUGAUCGAGGAAGGGAACGUUGUGGGAGUGGAUGCGCCCGUGACGAUAUGCGGUGAUAUCCAUGGGCAGUUCCACGAUCUCAUGGAGCUGUUCCGAGUCGGCGGGGAUGUUCCUGACACGAACUACCUUUUCAUGGGUGACUUUGUGGAUCGGGGCUUCUAUUCUCUCGAAAGUUUCCUUCUCCUUCUUUGCCUCAAAGUGCGGUAUCCAGACCGGAUAACUCUCAUUCGCGGAAACCAUGAAUCAAGACAGAUUACGACAGUGUACGGCUUCUACGAUGAAUGCUUGCGGAAAUACGGGAGCGCGAAUGUUUGGAGAUACUGCUGCGAAGUCUUCGACUACCUCGCCCUGGGCGCCCUCGUCUCCGGCGCCGCCACCACCCUCGAACCCUCCGACGCUCCCUUCGCCGACCUAAACUCCCAAGCCAGCAUGCCCGGUCUAGACCAAGAAAUCGAAAUCGAAACCCUCAACGCCAGCGGCGAAGUCAUGUUCCGCUUCGCGCGCAACAGCGAGCAAUCAUCGUCCGCCGCCGAACCUAGCCAAAACCCCUCCAGCUCUCCCCUCCCUACCCCCGCACGCACCGGCGCUCCGGGUACAGGCGCCUCAAGUUCCUCCUACGGCUCCAUGGGCUCCUCCACCGGCGCCGUGCUCUGCGUGCACGGCGGCCUCUCCCCCCUGAUCGACACCAUCGACAAAAUCCGCCUGCUCGACCGCAAACAAGAAGUCCCCCACGAAGGCGCCAUGUGCGACCUGCUAUGGUCAGACCCCGACGAGAUCGACGGCUGGGGCCUCUCCCCCCGCGGCGCAGGCUUCCUCUUCGGCGCCGACAUCGUCAAGUGCUUCAACUACAAGAACGACCUCUCCCUCAUCGCCCGCGCCCACCAGCUCGUCAUGGAGGGCUUCAAGGAGAUGUUCGACAGCACGAUCGUGACGGUGUGGAGCGCGCCGAACUACUGCUACCGGUGCGGGAAUGUGGCGGCGAUACUGGAGCUGGGCGAGGAUGGGGGGAACGGCGGGUUCGUGAGCAGGGCGAAUGGGGAUGUGAAUAGGGCACAGGUGCUUGGGGAGAAGGUGCAGGGGCGGGAGGGCCCUGGCAGGCGGUAUAGGGUGUUUGAUGCGGCGCCGCAGGACUCGAGGGGGAUGCCGGCGAAGAAGCCGGUUGCUGACUACUUUUUGUGAGUUCAGGGGGGAAUGGUGGGGUGGUAUAGGUGGGGCGUUGGGUUGGAUUUGGGGAGUUCACGAAUACCCGUAAUGCAAAAGCAUUUGGACAUCAGGUCGCCUCUUGACUGGUCGGCUACCAGCUAGCUGAGCUACAUCUGAUGGUGAUGUUGAGUGAGCAAGAGUAAAACUCAAGCACUACUAUAUCCGGGGUACAGACUUACGGUCUAGCACUGUAUGAGAUGUCAGUAGAAGGGAUAGUUUUUACAAUUAGAAGAUUUACGUGCGACAGCGUAUAGUAUCCUGCACAAACAGAGAAGAGCAUUGACUCAACCGUAGUUAAUUCUAUAUAGAACAAUGGG